Messenger RNA from Lodderomyces orthopsilosis Co 90-125, 447 nucleotides. RefSeq lists its product as uncharacterized. Lineage: Eukaryota; Fungi; Ascomycota; Pichiomycetes; Serinales; Debaryomycetaceae. The transcript has a single exon. The record is from RefSeq and is a predicted model, not a curated record. Bases 1 to 447 code for a protein of 148 amino acids.
AUGUGGUUAAACAAAAUUUUGAGACAGACAAAAAUGAAACCUUUUGACUGCUAUCUUGACUUGAAAAUCUUCUUUGCCUUCAAAAAGCCAGUGAAGUAUAUGCCAGACGAGGAUCGGAAGUCAAGAUUAGCAGCUUUAAGAAAGAAAAGAGCCAACAAGGCUCAGGGUAGUUCCAACAACGACGCGGAUAGUUUUUUGGCGAAGACCAGUGAUCAUAUACCACUUAGGGUAACCUCGGUAUCACGGGAGGGGGCAGAUUACGAACCACUGGAACAACCAGUAAAAGAUAUUGCUUUUGAGCCCGAACCUGUGUUCACAGAACUAACAAAGGCAAAAAUGACUUCACCGACUAGUGCCAUGAAAGAGGAUUUAGCAAACUAUUACUACAAAGCAAAUCUGAGGACGGACAGAGCCCUAAAUAGGAUAAUACAGGAGAAGAGUAUGUAG